Molecule: messenger RNA, 2170 nt
Organism: Patiria miniata (bat star)
Lineage: Eukaryota; Metazoa; Echinodermata; Asteroidea; Valvatida; Asterinidae
Product: octopamine receptor Oamb-like
Exons: 1
Coding region: 17-1114 (365 amino acids)
Biological process (GO): G protein-coupled receptor signaling pathway
Cellular component (GO): membrane
Molecular function (GO): G protein-coupled receptor activity
Source: RefSeq, a predicted model, not a curated record
AUUUUGCCAGAAACGCAUGACAUCCGACAAUAGAUGUUACGCUUCGGCUGCAACUAUGGAUGCCUAUGGAAAUGGCAGGUUCAACGGUACAUUGGAUAUGAAUGGGUACAAUGAAAGUCAAUCUUUCAGCGUUUAUCGCUCAUUCGUUGAGCGGCAGGUUCUCUCCAGCGUAAUUUCCUUCAUCAGUGUGUUCGGUAUCCUUGGAAACACGGCAGUCAUACUGGCUGUUCUGUUGGUCAAGAAACUGCAAACAUCCACCAACGUCUUCGUCCUGAAUCUUGCCGUAGCUGAUGUCCUGACGUGUGCCUUGCUUCCCUGGCAAGUUGUUGCCCUCUUGAAUGACGAGCUCGUCUUCCCGAUCUGGCUGUGUCGGACAGUAGCCUUUGUUCAGCUAACAUGCUCAGGCUGCAACGUCAACACCCUGGCUUGUAUUGCUGCCAACAGCCUGAUUGGUAUCACGACCCCAGCGCACAGCAGGUACCGCAAGCUGUUUACGCCACUGAAUCUGUCUCUGAUGGUCGCCUUGACGUGGUGCGUGCCCGCUGCAGUGGCCACUUUCCCGUUCUUGUCCGACUACGCAGAGUACGGCUACAACCCACUGUACAACACUUGCGUCUGGCACUCUAACAGAUCGUAUGGUCUGGCUUACGCGAUGGUGUUGGCCAUUAUGUUCUUCCCUUUCCAAUUUACUGUCCUUCUCAUAAGUUACUUCAAAAUUUUCCUAUACGUAAGAAAGAUUACUCGAACAACUUUGCGCAACUCAGGAAGCACCAACGAUGUCGACCAGGACCUGCAAAGGCGACUUUGGACGCGUCAGUUGGCGGUGACUAAAAACCUGUUCCUAGUAGUUUGCGCGUUUCUUUUUUGCAUCUUGCCCUACUUUGUCGUUCUUGGGAUCCCUGGUUUCGCAAAAGAAUACCUCGGGUAUGCCAAAACAAUCCUGAUGGCAAACUCCUGCGUCAAUCCGAUUAUCUAUGCCACGAGGCAUCCAGAUUUCAGGCUGGUGUUUGGCCGCGUCCUCUGCUACAAAUGUAAGAGACCCCAGACUCAGGGACGUGCAAACCACAAUGACAAAGAUCGUGAGAAGAAAGACAUCCGCUACACUGCAGUGUAAACGGUAUUUGACACACUCGAAUUUUACCGGGAGCUUCUCUCAAUAUCUACUGUGAAAGGAAGAAACUGAGACGGUUCAAAUCCUCUCCAAAUACUUUAAGUCUUGUUCAAAUAUUAAAACUUUUUUCUGGAGACAAUUAAUCAGUAAAACUAACAUUACAACCGCCAUUUUUUCACUGUACACCCGCCAUCCUACCUAACGAGUGGGUCCAACUAUUUAUUUUCGGGCUAAAGAAAACAGUUUCGUCUAAACUGGGUAUGGUAAACACAAUUCGUGACUAUGUUACACAAAGCAGCAUGCACAUAGUUUUAGUAAGCUUAGUUCUACUUUAGAAUACUGUUGUACUGCAUGGAGAGGAAGGUGCAUAUCUCACGAAAAGAGUUCUCAAUAAAUGUCUGAAAAGAGCAGCACGGAUGAUCUUUAAAUGUACCUCCCUCAACCCUUCAGCGGAUAUGUUUGCUAGACUAAUCUGGGUCCCAUUUUCUCAAACAGCUAGGUAAAAAUAGGCUCUUUGUGAUUUUAAAUGUCUAAACAAAAUGACUCCUUUGUACAUGACGAAUCUGUCCAUACCCUUUACACAGAUUAGUGAAACAAGACAAUCAACUAACAAGGUAUUUAUUGUUCCUUUAGCCGAAAAAGGAAUGUUAUGCCAAAGUUUUGCUGUGCGUGGUGCGAAUACAUGAAAUAAUUUGCAUGACCAACUCAGAAUUAUAGAAUUUCUUCAAAUCCGAACUACGCAAAGCCAUAAGUGAGUGAUAUGUAGUUCAAAAUGCUCUGAUCUACGGAGUUAUAUACUUGUUUUUCAGGUAGCAGAAAAGUAGUUUUUUUUCCAAAGGGGUUUUCGCCCAUCCCGUGAUCAGCAACUUAUGCCUUAUAGUUAAAUGUUUAAAAUAUGUACAAUGCAUAUACCUUUUGUUUAAUAUUUCUGAGAUACUUGUAUUUGUAAAUAGUAAUGCUCGUCGUAUGGUUUCACCAAUGUAAUUUUCCUUACGAGCUUAACUUUACUAAACAUUAUUAAAUAAUUUGUUAUAUAUGCAGAACCCCAAUGGAAACCAU